CAAGAACGUCAAGAAUUUUUUUUUAUAAUUUGAAAGUUCAACUUUAGAUUCUGAGUUAAUAGAAAAGAAAAAUGAUUUAGGAAAAAGAGCAAAAUAUCUACAGAAGUGUUGUUUUAAAAAAAAUGUCCAGAAAUUCGAGGUCGGAGCAGCGUAAAACAGAGCUUAUAAAACAGCAGUCAUUUAUUGAGCAAAAAAAUAUUUUAAUUUCAAAAAAAAUUCAGGCAAAAGAAUUGUUGGAAAAAUACAAAUCACAAACGAAUAGGAGUGAAUUGUUGCCCAAUGAUGGUAGUUUUCUUGAAAAUUUCAAGCGUUUAACAGGAUCGUCAAGUAGUAGUACAAAUGAAAUAAGUGCAUCAUCAUCGUCAUCACACACUGUGCCACUUCAAUUGAAUGCCAUUCCAUCAUUAUCACAUCUAGAAUUCGAACAAAAGCAUCAUAAUAAUCAUCAGCAGCCACAACAGCAGCAACAGAUUGAAUUAAACGACAUCCCAACACCCCGUGAAAUAGACUUAUCAUUAAUACCCAAACCGAGCAGUUUUAAAUUGGACGAAAUUUGUAUGCCUCCUCUCAUUGAAGGAUCAAAAAUUAAAGUACCAAAGUCAAGAGCUGAACUCAUAGAGCUUGUGUCGGCAAAUGGCGAUGGAUAUGAAGAGAAUCUGGUUAUAAAAUGCAAUAAAGAUGAAUUGGACCCAUUAUUAAGGUUUAUAUUUGAUAAGAAUUGUACAGAAUAUUUAGAGUAUCGUCGAGAAGUUAUGGAGCGUCGACGCGGUGACAAAUAUGAUCCACUUGAUGAGCUUCAAUACGAGGAUUAUAAAAAGGCACCGUCGAUGAUGUUGCAAGGACCAAAGACUUUUGGCUUUCAUUAUUCCCAACAAACUACUCAGGAAAAAGUAGCAAAAACUGUCACAACAAUCCGAAAUGAUGAUUCGGAAUCGACAAAUUCCGACACGGAAACGUGGAAUUCGAUGAAGGAGAGAAAUUUAAAAAACCUUAAAAGAAAGGCAAUUCACUCGAGGUCGAGAAAGCAGCAAGAUGCAUCAACGACAGACUCAUCGGAUGAUAAUACAGAGUCAAAAGAUGAUCCAAGAUAUGAUAGUAAAUAUAAAAUGUCAUCGGCAGCAUCUACAUCGUCAAGCAAUUCCAAGAAAAGUGGCGAUCAAUGUGAACAAAAUCAUCUUGAGAAACAGCAGCAGCAGCAAUUAGAUCAAUCAAAUGCGAAUUCCGAUAAAACUUCCGAAUCAUCGUCACGUCCACCAAAAAGAAAGAAGAGUCGUUGGAGUGAAGGACCUGCUACAAUUCAAACUGUCGUUGUGCCACCGCCUGUAACAAGCUCCUCAAUUUUACCGCCAGUACCAACAUCAAUUUUAAAGCUCGCAACUGUCACUAGAUCUGAUCCUGCACUAUUAAAUUAUGCUCGACAAAACUUUGGUACCACAAGUUUAACUGAAGAGGAUUGGAAGAAAGCCGAGGAACAUUAUAAAGUUAAUUUAUUGUUUCAAGACAUGCAGCGAAAGCGACAAGAAAUAGAUCAACUUGCAAAAAACGGUAAAUUUAAGUAUGAAUAUGACUCAGACGAGGACGUAAAUGGUGGAACUUGGGAGCAUAAAAUGCGCACUCAAGAAAUGGAAGCAACAUUGAAAUGGGCGGAAGCACUCAACAAGCAAUGUCAGGGACGGCACCAUAUUGGUGACUUUUUACCGCCAGAGGAACUGAAAAAAUUUAUGGAAAAAUAUCAAGCUCAAAAAGAUCCUUCACGCCUUCCUGACGUGUCUGACUAUAAAGAAUUUAAAUUGAAAGAGGACAAUAUUGGGUAUCAAAUGUUACAAAAAUUAGGAUGGAAAGGAGAAGGCACGUCACUCGGUGUUAGUGGUAGCGGAAUCACGGAACCAAUUAACAAAGCAGCACCUCGCGAGAAUCUUCAAGGUUUGGGAGCAAAUGAAGUCGAGGCACCAAACGAAAAUGAUAACGAAUAUGAAAUUUAUCGAAAACGGAUGAUGCUUGCUUAUAGAUUUAGGCCAAAUCCUUUGAAUAAUCCUCGACGUGCGUACUACUAAAUUUCAUCUUGGUUCAUAAUCUAUAAUUAAUUAUUAAAUUAAUAAACAAAAAAUCUAGCGUGAUGAUCACACAAAAAAUAUAAACAAAACAAAAAAAAAUCGAACAUUGCCAUUGGUAGUGAUGAGAUUUAAAGUGCAUUACAAGUUGGCAGAAAUAAUAAUAAUAAUAUAAUAUUAAUAAUAAUACACAAUUUAAAUUAAAAGUUGUUUAUAAUCCCUUUGUGGAAUGAAAAAAAAAAUGUGAAAAACAUGAAAGAAGAAGCAGUGAUUAAAAUUGCUUGAAAAUGAAUGCAAUCAAAAGAAGUGUUAAAGUUGCAUAGUGACAAACCAAUUCCGCAUAAUUUUAUACUAAAAGAAUCCUGUUGAAUGGUUUUCAAAACCCUAUAAAUUUUUUUGAUAAAAAAUGAAAAGUUUCAAAUUAUGCAAUUUUUGGUUGAUUGAUUUCAAUCAAUUUCAAUCAUUGACACACAUACACACACACUCACACACAGUAAUAAAUGAACGAUGAAAAACCUUUAAAGUGAAAACAUUUAUUUAACCCAAAAAAGAAAGAAAAUAUUAAAAUUGAGGUAAAAAAAUUAGUAUGACACAGAUUAAAUCACCAUUUUUACAUUACACAACAACAAAAACAAAUGAGAAAAGAAAAGAAAUAAAAAUUGAUCACAAUCAACUCAUUUAGGAUUGGGUUUGUUGCAACCAACCAAUUGCAUACAUGUUAAUCUAGUUGAAUUAAUAAUUUUUUUAAUUUCGGUAUAGAAAAUUUUUUUAAAUGUAAUUUUUGACUCGUUUUCUUUUUUGUUCUCUCUUUUCAAUUCAAACGGGAAAAGAAAUGAUAUAUCUAAAAAUUUAGAAUUGCUAAUGUACGUUGUACUCUUUCUUUUUCUAAUUGAAACAAAAAAAUAAAUCAUGCUUUUUUAUGAUGAUAAGUCUUUUUUGGAUGAUUAAGGGGAAUAAAUAAAGAUGAAAACCUUUUUCAACAUG
Chironomus riparius is the source of this 3035-nucleotide messenger RNA. NCBI's taxonomy places the organism in Eukaryota, Metazoa, Arthropoda, Insecta, Diptera, Chironomidae. The record is from the annotation of a GenBank genome assembly.